Messenger RNA from Wyeomyia smithii (pitcher-plant mosquito), 1797 nucleotides. RefSeq lists its product as uncharacterized. NCBI's taxonomy places the organism in Eukaryota, Metazoa, Arthropoda, Insecta, Diptera, Culicidae. Bases 1 to 1797 code for a protein of 598 amino acids. The record is from RefSeq and is a predicted model, not a curated record. The transcript has a single exon.
AUGCUCGUGUCCGACGUGGAGAAAAUGUUCCGCCAAAUAAACAUUUGUCCCGAAGAUCGACCGCUCCAAUGCAUCCUUUGGCGAAACUCGCCAUCCGAGAAAGCUCAAACCUACGAGCUUAAUACCGUAACCUACGGAACUAAACCAGCCCCAUUUCUGGCCACCAGGACUCUACAUCAACUGGCAGUUGACGAACAAGAACGGUUUCCGCUAGCGGCGAGUGCUACAAUCCAUGACACCUACAGGGAUGAUGUCAUCACAGGGGCGGACAGCAUAGAAACUGCGCUAGAACUGAGGAUUCAGUUAGAUAAAAUGUUGUCACGGGGAGGUUUCCGGCUUAGAAAGUGGGCUUCGAACUCUCCAGACGUAUUAAAGGGCCUUCCUGAGGAUGGAUUGGUCAUUCGCGCUUUGGAAGGAAUUAAUCUUGAUCCAGACUCAUCGGUGAAAACAUUAGGCUUGACCUGGAUGCCUGUGCCAGAUACACUUAAAUUCAGUUUUGCUAUCCCUACUCUAAAGGAUAAAUUACAACUAACUAAUCGAUUUGUCCUGUCGGUCAUAGCUACACUCUUCGACGCACUGGGACUAAUAGGCGCUACUAUCACGUCAGCAAAAAUUUUCAUGCAAAGGUUAUGGACGUUACGCGACGACGGCGGUAGCCCUCUGAGCUGGGAUCAAUCACUGCCUCCAACGGUGGGUGAGGCUUGGGUGAAAUUUCAGGAACAAAUUCCCCAACUCAAUGAGUUGCGUAUUAGGCGGUGUGUUAUUAUCCCACAGCCUGUCGCCGUGGAGAUUCAUUGUUUUUCUGAUGCCUCGGAGAAGGCAUACGGUGCAUGUCUAUAUUUGAAAAGUAUGAACGCUGAGGGAGAGGUCAGAGUGCAUCUAUUAUCUUCCAAAUCAAGAAUAGCUCCACUAAAAUGUCAAACGAUUCCGCGGCUAGAACUUUGCGGUGCAGAACUAGCAGCGAAACUGUUCGAAAGGGUAAAUGGCGCGAUACGCCUAGCGGCACGGACUUAUUUUUGGACGGACUCUACCUGCGUGUUACGAUGGAUUUCGGCUACACCCACAACCUGGUCCACAUAUGUGGCCAAUCGAACAGCAAAAAUUCAAACUAUCACCGAGUGUGGCCAAUGGCGGCAUGUCCCUGGUGCGCAGAACCCUGCUGACUUGAUUUCCCGAGGGAUUUUGCCAGUAGAAAUACUACAAAACACGUUCUGGUGGGAGGGUCCCGAUUGGCUGAAACUAAAGAUGUCUUCCUGGCCAAAUGUUCCAGUAAACUUAUGCGCAGAAGAAGGGGAUGAGGGGAGACGUCGUUCUGUAAUUGCCGCUGUUGUUUCUACUAACAAUGAAUUCAAUGAAACAUGGCUUGCCAAAUUCUCGUCUUACACCUCGCUUAUCCGUGUUACAGCAUAUUGCUCGCGAUUCAUAAAGUUGCUGCGGACACAUCGCAAAGAGAAGGUUCAAUCAGAAUUUUUAAAUAGCACGGAAUUGAAGGAAGCAGAAACGGUAUGGGUGCGUCAAAUACACAAGGAGUGUUUUGCGGAUGAAUGGUCUAAGUUAUCAAAGGGAGCUAGUGUGCCAAAAAACUCUCCAUUGAGAUGGUUCAACCCGUUUAUCAGCAAGGAUCAGGUGAUACGAUUGGGCGGAAGGUUGAAAAAUUCGUUAGAGCCAGAUGAAGUAAAACACCCGGUUGCAUUGCCGGCACGACACCGUUUCACCCGCAUGCUGUUGGAAUACUACCACGUUCGACUUCUUCACGCUCAAGGCUUCGGUUUUGGCCAUUGGAUGGCAGAAGUCUAG